AGCCAAUUUUAUAAUCGGUGAAUACAGUAAAAUAAUUUAUUCAUUAUUUUAGCAGAGAGGUACGAUAAAAUCAUAAGGUUGUCUGGCAUUCUUCCCCGACUAUCAACUGAAGCGAAGGUGUAGUGUACUGACAAUUUACAGUGACCUUUUUUACUGAUAAUUAUUAUCUUUAUCAUAGGAAAUCCAGUAGAACUUAGUUCGAAAUGGCAAGCAAAACCACGUUCCAAGGCGUUUGGUUGCAUGACCCGGAGUUUUCAUCAUGGUUGAAACGAAUUGACACUAAGCUAGGAUGCGCAUACUGUUCUGUAUGUUCCUGUGAAAUAGUUCUCAGCAACAUGGGCAAACAGGCUCUCAAAAGUCAUAUGAAAUCAAAGAAGCAUAGUCAACGAACCACAGCCGGAAAUAUUUUCAAAUAUCUAAUGAGUGAUUCACACCAAACGUUCGAACCAGGCACUUCCAAGAAUAUCGGAUUCAGUUGUGCUAGAAAUGAUCAUCCACCUGUGGAAUCAGUACCUACUGUUGCGAUUCCUUCAGUUUCCUCUGCGAGCAUUCUACCUCCUUCGAAAACUAUCGAUAAAUUCAUGCUGAAAAACGAUACCAUCAAAGCUGAGAUCCUGUGGUGUUUGGAAACAGUUAUGUGUCACAAAUCACUCCGCACAGCUGAAAAGGACAUGGUAGUAUUGAGAACAAUGUUUCAUGAUAGCCAGAUUGCUGAGAAGGUUCAACUAGGCCGUGAUAAAAUGAGCUACAUGAUGCUGUUUGGCAUUGCCCCCUAUUAUAAAUCUGAGCUCGAUAAAACUCUGCAUAAUACAAACUGCAUUGUCGUUGGUUUUGACGAGUCCUUAAAUAAGACUACAAAAAAGCAGCAAAUGGAUCUAAAUGUCAGAUUUUGGGAUGAAGAAAAGAAGGAGGUGGUAACUCGUUACAUGACCUCAAUGUUCUUGGGACGAUCUCGAGCAACAGAUUUACAUGCAGCUUUUAAAGAAGGCCUGGGAAAUAUCCCUUUAAACAAGCUUCUUCAGGUGUCGAUGGAUGGUCCCAACGUGAAUUGGUCAUUUUUACGCGAGCUGAAAAUGGACUUUGAACAUGGAGAAGAAAGGCUCUUGGAUUUAGGUAGCUGCGGAUUGCAUAUUUUGCACGGUGCAUUCAAGGAAGGUGUUCGCUGCUCUGGAUGGAAUGUUACGAAGUACCUGCGAGGCAUCUAUCACAUCUUCAAAGAUGUUCCAGCACGACGCGCUUUAUUCACAUCGUAUUCGGGAAGUGCUGUGUAUCCACUGAAGUUUUGCGCUCACAGAUGGUUGGAAAACAUUAACGUAGCACAAAGAGCUGUGGAGAUUACUCCUCAUAUAAGGAAGUUCGUUGAGGGUGUUCAGAAUGACAAAAUUGAACCAAAAUCAGAUUCGUACGUCGAUGUAGUUGAGUGUCUAAAAGAUCCUCUACUGUUGGCUAAGUUGACCUUUUUCAAAUCCGUUGCCGCUGAAGUAGAACCAUUUUUGCGCGAGUUCCAAACGGAUAAUCCCAUGGUGCCAUUUUUGUAUAACAAUUUGAGUCAAAUGGCUAGAAGUAUAUUGGGAAGAUUCAUGCAGAUCGAUCAGCUAAAGAACAUCACUCAGGUAACAAUAGAAGAGAUCAAUGAAGCCAAGAAUCAUUUACCAAUGAAAGAGAUUGUAUUGGGUUUUGAAACAAGAAAAGUUUUAAAAAACUCGUCAAAAUUGACCCAAAAACAAAUUCUGCAAUUUCGUCUGGAAUGCAAAGGAUUUUUGAAAGCACUGAUUCUAAAGCUUAUGAAGCGAUCGCCAUUGACGUAUCCUGUGACGAAAGCCGCAUCCUCUCUUGACCCUUCAGUCAUUGAUUCCGAUCAAAAACAGGAACUUGAUAAUAGUUUCGAUUUUGGCAGGAUCUGGUUGCGACCCACGAGAGACGAUGAUAUAACCGAGAUACCGGGUUUGAUUCCGGCCAAACAAACACUUCUCGGCCUUGAACUCAUGAAUUCGCUGCAAAACAGCUUUCAAAUUGCGAUUAUGUUCCUGCUCGUUCUGACCACCUACUACUACGUCAUCGAGGUUGCCAGAACAACCCCCAAGUCCAGCUAG
This is a messenger RNA of Toxorhynchites rutilus septentrionalis, 2093 nucleotides long. RefSeq lists its product as uncharacterized. Lineage: Eukaryota; Metazoa; Arthropoda; Insecta; Diptera; Culicidae. The record is from RefSeq and is a predicted model, not a curated record. The transcript is spliced from 3 exons. Bases 204 to 2093 code for a protein of 629 amino acids.